Molecule: messenger RNA, 2250 nt
Organism: Sorex fumeus (smoky shrew)
Lineage: Eukaryota; Metazoa; Chordata; Mammalia; Eulipotyphla; Soricidae
Gene: DNASE1L1
Product: deoxyribonuclease 1 like 1
Exons: 8
Coding region: 208-1107 (299 amino acids)
Biological process (GO): DNA catabolic process
Cellular component (GO): nucleus
Molecular function (GO): DNA nuclease activity
Source: RefSeq, a predicted model, not a curated record
CUGGGCGGGACCGUAGUCGGCCCACAGCCUCUUCCUCUUUUCUCAGCUCCGCUCCCGCCAGGCCAGGCCGGCAAUUCUUGGGACGGCUGCGAUCUGCUCAAAGUGGAGGCCAGUGUGGGCACAGGCUGGUCAGCUCAGAACUAAGGCCAGCGAGGACCGCAGCCUGGACACAGCUGGAUUCCUCCUGAGGGUCCCCCACACCCAGCCAUGCGCUCCCCAGCCGCGCUGCUGCUGCUCCUCCUCCUGGCCAUGGGGGCUGAGGCCUUUCGGAUCUGUGCCUUCAAUACCCAGAGGCUGACCCUUGCCAAAGUGGCCAAAGUGCUGGACACACUCGUUCCGAUCGUGGCCCGCUGUGACAUCAUGGUGCUGCAGGAGGUGGUGGACUCUUCAGACAGUGCCAUCAGCCUCUUGCUGCGUGAACUCAAUCGAUAUGGUGACUCGGGGCCCUACGCGUCCCUGAGCAGCCCCCUGCUGGGCCGCAGCACGUACAUGGAGAAGUACGUGUAUAUCUACCGGACACUCAGGACGCAGGUCCUGAGUCAUUACGUGUACAAUGACAAAGAUGACCUCUUCGCCCGGGAGCCCUUCGUGGCCCAGUUCACAUUGCCCAGCAAAGUGCUGCCCAGCCUGGUGCUCGUGCCACUGCACACCACUCCCAAGGCAGUGGAGACGGAGCUGAACGCCCUGCACGACGUGUUCCUAGACGUCUCUCAGCACUGGCAGAGUGAGGAUGUCAUCCUGCUUGGGGACUUCAAUGCUGACUGUGCUUCGCUGAGCAAAAAGCGCCUGAGCGAGCUGGUCCUGCGGACUGAGCCCGCCUUCCACUGGGCCAUCAGCGACGACGAGGACACCACUGUGCGGGCCAGCACACACUGCGCCUAUGACCGCAUUGUGCUGCACGGCCAGCGCUGCCAGAGCCUGCUCAAGGCCGCCGCGGCCUUCCAGUUCCCCACCGGCUUCGGGCUCUCCGAGAUGGAGGCCCUAAACGUCAGUGACCACUACCCGGUGGAGGUGGAACUGAGUGGGGCCAUGCCCAAGCUGCAACCCCUCAGUCUGGCGAUGCUGCUGCUGCCACUCGUGCCCCUGCGGCUGGGCCCAGUGGCCUGACACUGCUCGGGCCUGCUGCCCACAUGCCAGGAUGACCAGCCUCCAGGACUCCGCCACAGCCUCACUGUCUCUCUCCGCCAUCGGACUGCAGUCCUCUUCUUUGUGGGUGUUCUUGGCUGGGGCUGUGCCUGGUGAUAGCAUGUGGAAGAGAAAGGGAGGCUCCCUCAAGCUUGGUCCAGCCAGGGUUGAGGGGGAAUGCAGGCAGAGGGCGCAGGGUGUUGAUUUUAGGUGAACCACAAGGCUUAGGAAAGGGGACUUGGGGUGGGAGCGAUAGUCCAGAGGGGAGGGCGUUUGCCUUGCACGUGGCCCACCCCGGCUUGACUUCUGGCAUCCCAUUUGUCCCUUGAGCAUGAGGGACAAAGCCCUCACAAGGAAUUCUUGAGCACAGAACCAGGAGUAUACCCGGGGCAUCUGGGUGUGGCACCCCCCAAAAAAAAACAGAAAAAGGAAAGGGGGCUCACAGCUGACAGAGGUCCUACUAGGACAGAGGGGAUGGCUCCAGGCUCAGGCACAUGCCUUGUGCUACCAGGCAGCAAAUCCACAGCACAGGGAACAGCCAGUACUGUCACCAGGUGUAGGCCAAAAGGAAACAAAUUCUGGCAGCAGUGGAGAUGUGGUUCAUGGAGUAGGGUUUGUCUGGCCUGCGUGAGGCCUAGGUUCAAUCCCAGGCACUACUUAAACCGGUUGAGGUGGAGAUAACAGGUGGGGUAAGGUACUUCCCUUGCAUAGAGCUAAUCCUGGUUCUAUCCCCAAGCAUAGAGCUUAAGUGUGGCCGCAACAACCCCCUGCAAAAUAAUGUUCCUCAUGGGUUGGAGGCUACAACUUGCAUUAGAGGGCAUGUGGGAUGCUAGAGAAGCGUGAGAACAAAGCAAGAAAUGGACAAUGGCCCUCGGCUCCAGCGAACCAAGUGCCCAGGCUAUCCGCAAGUUCCUGUUGUCAACCACCGUACUGCAAUGUUCAGACACCUUGCCAGUGUCCGUGGAUCUCAGCAAGGGCAGAUGGAGGUGCAUUACCGAGAGCAACUGCACUUGCUGCUGUGACAGCUUUCCUGGGUGACAAUCCCCCUGACCCAUAAGUCCUCGAGUCCAGAAGGGGGACUUCAGGGCCAUUGAAGCCAACUGUUUACAAAAAUAAAAGCUUAUU